This is a messenger RNA of Aspergillus luchuensis, 996 nucleotides long. Its product is annotated as SUR7/PalI family protein. The transcript is spliced from 2 exons. NCBI's taxonomy places the organism in Eukaryota, Fungi, Ascomycota, Eurotiomycetes, Eurotiales, Aspergillaceae. The coding region runs from base 1 to 996 and encodes 331 amino acids. Gene Ontology annotation, biological process: fungal-type cell wall organization. Gene Ontology annotation, cellular component: plasma membrane; cell cortex of cell tip. The record is from RefSeq and is a predicted model, not a curated record.
AUGGGUAAAGGCGGUCGCAUUGUCUGCAUCUUCACUCCAUAUGUCCUCACCAUCGCCUCCUUAAUAUGCAUCAUCAUGGUGGGCCUGGGCUGCACAAAAUCCAGCUCCAGCACGCUAAAUGAUCUCUACUUCUUCAGAGCCAACCUCAAGAACAUUACCUCCGAAGCCUCUUCCACCGCAUCAACAGUAUCCUCCGUCGUGAGUGACCUGACCGGUGUUUCGGAUGGCGAUCUCUCCGCUGCGCUCGAGGAAAUCGAGAAACAAUACAACAUCGAGGACUUCUAUGCCAUCGGUCUUUGGGGCUACUGUGAAGGAAACAUCACCUCCAACAACAGCUAUCAAACCAGCAACUGCUCCAAGCCCGAGGCCGAGUUCUGGUUCAACCCUAUGGAGAUCUGGAACUUGGAAGAGACCGGUCUGGAGAAUGCCCUUCCCAGCAACGUCAAGAGCGCCCUGAACACCUACAAGGCCGUUUCCAAGUGGAUGUUCAUCGCCUACGUCAUCGCCUUCGCUCUCACCAUCGUCGAGCUGGUCGUCGGUGUCUUUGCUAUCUGCAGUCGCUGGGGUAGCUGCGUGACCAGCUUGGUGUCUGCUGUUGCUUUCCUCUUCACCGCUGCCGCUUCCGUCACUUCCACCGCCAUGUUCGCCGUCCUCAAGGGCGUCUUCAAGUCCGAUCUCGAGCAAUACGGCAUCAAGGGUCAAAUGGGCAAGAACAUCUACGUCGCCACCUGGCUCGCAGUCGCCUUCUCCCUCGGAGCCACUCUCUUCUGGAUCAUCAGCUCCUGCUGCUGCUCCGGUCGCUCCCCUUACAACCACCGCAACCGCAAUCGCGCUGUCAUGGCCGAAAAGACUCCCUACACCUACGAGGCUCUGGGCCCUCACGGCCAGACCCAGCCGAUCCCUUACACCAACACCUCUUACCCUCCCCCGCCUCCGAUCCACAACAACCAGACCACGGGUCGCACGAACGCCUAUGAACCCUUCCGUCAUGCUUAA